This is a messenger RNA of Diutina rugosa, 525 nucleotides long. RefSeq lists its product as uncharacterized. NCBI's taxonomy places the organism in Eukaryota, Fungi, Ascomycota, Pichiomycetes, Serinales, Debaryomycetaceae. Gene Ontology annotation, cellular component: mitochondrial intermembrane space. The coding region runs from base 1 to 525 and encodes 174 amino acids. The transcript has a single exon. The record is from RefSeq and is a predicted model, not a curated record. Gene Ontology annotation, molecular function: phosphatidic acid transfer activity. Gene Ontology annotation, biological process: phospholipid transport.
AUGGUGCUCUACUUUGAAAACCGCCACAGCUACGCCCACAGCUUCGACACGGUUACGCUUGCCUACCUCAACCGGUACCCCAACCCUUACGCCAAGCACGUCAAGCUGAGCGACACCCUCGAGCGGUACGUCGAUGGCGCCGGGCGCCUCUGGACGACGAAGCUCGUGGUGAAGACGGGGCGACUCCCCAAGUUCAUCGAGCCGUUUUUGGGCAAAGCGUUGGACCUGUGGAUCAUCGAGAAGCUGGUGAUCGACCCCAAGCGGCAGACGAUGCACACCUACACCGCCAACGUCGACCACCGGCGGUUCAUCCAGGUCGAGGAGCGCUUGGACUACGCCACCGCCGACGGUGUCACCACCGUCGACCUGAAGGUUAAGUUUUCGCUGAAUUUCACCGGGUUCAAACAGAAAAUCGAGCAGUGGCUGAAGAACAAGUUUUUGUCGAAUAUGAACAAUACCCGCGAGGGGCUCAAGUUCGUCAUGAACCAGCUUCACGAGUAUCGCGCCCGGCGGGUCGCCACCUGA